AUAAUUUUCAACUUUCUUGAAUGUUGGUGGUGUGUAAACAACAACAGUUUAGUUUCGGAAAAUUAAUUUUAUUUGCUUACAACUCGAGAAGAAGAAGUAAGGACGUAUUUUAUUAGUAGUUUCAUUGAAGCAAAUUUGUUGUUGUUUUCUAUAAUGAAUUGUCAAGAAGAGAAUAGUUUAGCGGAAAAAUCGAUGGAACAAUAUGAUGAUGAUAAUUCUGUAACUAUGAUUGAUGUUCUACAAGAGGAGAAUCAACUGGAAGAAGACGCGAAUGCUGUUUUAGGACCAGCUGAUGACAAAAACUGCACUUAUAGUCAAGGUUACAUAAGGCAAGCACUUUAUGCUUGCAAAACUUGUUGUUCUACUGGCGGAACACGAGCUGGAGUUUGUUUGGCUUGUAGUUUACAUUGUCAUGAAGGUCAUGAAUUGAUUGAAUUGUAUACUAAAAGACAUUUUAAAUGUGAUUGUGGAAAUUCAAAAUUUGCCAAUAAUAAAUGCAGUUUAUAUCCGGUAAAGUCGAAUUUGAAUGAAGAAAAUAAGUAUAAUCAAAAUUUUGAUGGUGUUUAUUGUACUUGUAUGAGACCUUAUCCAGAUCCUGAAGGAUUAGAUAAUGAUGAGAUGUUACAAUGUACAAUUUGCGAAGAUUGGUAUCAUUCCAAACAUCUUGGACGCUGUAAGCCCGAAGAAAAUUCAUAUGAUGAAAUGGUUUGCGACAUUUGUAUGACAAAAACUCCCUUUUUAUGGAAUUAUGCGCCAAAAUUGUCAGUAACCAAAAAUAAUGAUAUUGAUGAAACAAUAACAAAUGAAGAAAAAGUUGAAGUGGAGGAGGUAACUUUAAAUAAAUGUAUGAAACCAUCAUCAUCAUCAUCAACAAUCACAUCUAAAAAAGAAGAAGGAUGUUGUUUCUGGAAAGAGGGUUGGAGAUCUUCUUUAUGCACUUGCGAAGAAUGCAAAAUGGUCUAUGUGGAAAACAAAGUCGAGUUUUUAAUAGAUAAAGAAGACAGUGUACAAGUGUACGAAGAAUCGGGUAAAAUAAAGAAUAGAGAGUCACAUUAUGAGAUGGGAAUGAAAGCCUUGGCUUCUCUGGAUCAUGUACAACAGGUCACUGUAAUUGAAGAAUACAACAACAUGAAAGAAAGAUUAAAAGAAUAUCUACAAAAGUUUGCAGACAAUAAGAAGGUUGUUCGAGCAGAGGAUAUUCAAGAGUUUUUUUCUGAAAUGGAACCACCAAAUAAACGUCAAAAAAUUGUAGUACAAAAAUUCUGCCGAUGAAAAAAUAAGGACAUUUAAAACAAAAAAAAUUUUAUACACAAUUUUUUGUUUGCGAAAUACGACAAAUUUAAACAAAUAUUCAAUUAUUUAAAAAUUUCAAAUUAACCGUAAAUUAUAAAAUGACACAAACUGUUUACGCUUUUUAAAAGAUUUUAGAAAUAAAAUAUUCAUGUAUAAUCUA
This is a messenger RNA of Leptopilina heterotoma, 1453 nucleotides long. Its product is annotated as putative E3 ubiquitin-protein ligase UBR7. The transcript is spliced from 7 exons. Gene Ontology annotation, molecular function: zinc ion binding; ubiquitin protein ligase activity. The record is from RefSeq and is a predicted model, not a curated record. Gene Ontology annotation, cellular component: cytoplasm. Bases 154 to 1272 code for a protein of 372 amino acids. Lineage: Eukaryota; Metazoa; Arthropoda; Insecta; Hymenoptera; Figitidae.